This is a messenger RNA of Diaporthe amygdali, 1839 nucleotides long. Its product is annotated as gmc oxidoreductase protein. Gene Ontology annotation, molecular function: oxidoreductase activity, acting on CH-OH group of donors; flavin adenine dinucleotide binding. The transcript has 3 exons. The coding region runs from base 1 to 1839 and encodes 612 amino acids. The record is from RefSeq and is a predicted model, not a curated record. Gene Ontology annotation, biological process: secondary metabolite biosynthetic process. Lineage: Eukaryota; Fungi; Ascomycota; Sordariomycetes; Diaporthales; Diaporthaceae.
AUGAUCUUUGUCAAAUUGUGGCUGCUUGCCACCUCGGCUGAGUUUGUGCAAGCAAAGCUCCUUGGCUCCUCGUUCGGGGUACCAGGCCUCAAUGCGACAUUCGACUACGUUGUUGUUGGUGGCGGAACCGCAGGUCUCACCAUUGCAACUAGACUUGUCGAGCAGGACGCAGGAAGCGUGGCAGUGGUUGAAGCAGGCACUUUUUAUGAGAUUUCCAACGGAAAUGGGUCUCAAGUGCCAGGUCCGGGUGUUAAUUAUGCUGGAAAGUCUGCUCUAGACUGGCAGCCGUUGAUCGAUUGGGGAUACAUGACGACACCUCAAGCAGGUGCGAACAACGCGUCCUUACACUAUGCGCGAGGCAAAACACUCGGUGGCAGCUCGGCGAGGAAUGCAAUGAUCUACCAACGGGGCACCACUGCAUCUUACCAGAAAUGGGCAGACCAAGUUGGGGACCAGAACUACACUUUUGAGAACCUACUACCGUAUUUCGAGAAAAGUAUCAAUUUCAGUGCGCCAGAUAUGAGUGUUCGAUUUGCAAACUCAACGCCUCAAUACGACGAGACCGUGAUGGGAGACGGUACGGGUCCUCUAUCUGUAGGGUUUCCAAACUCACCCUCAGCGUACGGGACUUUCGCAGUCGAAGGCAUGAAGCAGAUGAACCUAUCGGGCAUCGAUGGUUUCCAGAGUGGAAGUUUACUUGGUUAUGCAUACAGCAUGUUCACCAUUGACAGCGGCACAAUGCUCAGAUCGUCCUCGGAGACUGCAUUCAUGCGGCAGGCAUUGCAAUACAAUGCUUAUCAAGUCUAUCACCUAACUAUGACCAAGAAGAUCUUAUUUGAUUCUAACAAGAAAGCUACCGGAGUUUUGGUUGACACACAAGGCUUUCAAUACACUUUGACAGCGAAAAAGGAAGUGAUCGUUUCCACGGGUGCCUUUGCGUCUCCGCAGAUUCUAAUGGCAUCUGGUGUCGGCCCUGCUGAUACUUUGACCUCAUUGGGCAUAGAGGUCAUUGCUGACCGACCCGGGGUGGGCAAGGGAAUGCAAGACCACGUCUGGGUCACGUUAGCAUACCCUAUCAACGCUCAAACCAGUUCUUCUUUACGCUACCCCUCGUUUCUCUACGGCCAACAAGCUCUUUUCAACAGCUAUCCAGCCACUGGAAUCUACUCGAGCCCCAAUUGCGAUGUCCUAGGCUGGGAGAAAGUACCACAAGACUUGAGAGCCAGUUGGAGUAACGCGACCAAUGGCGUCCUCAAAGCGUACCCAGAUGAUUGGCCGGAACUCGAAUAUAUGACAGUUAAUUCGUACGUCAAUGAGCAGGAGGUCUACAAGCUUAUGGAUCCUUUUGAUGGCACAAAUUAUGCGUCCAUCGGUGUCAUCCUCGCCUCUCCCAUCUCGCGAGGAAGUGUCACCAUAACCUCCGCCGACACAAGUGUACACCCGUCGAUAAAUCCCGAGUGGCUGACGAAUCAAGCCGACAUGGAUAUGAUGAUAGCGGGCGUCAAACGGGCCCGAGAAUUCUGGGGAACGGCCGCUCUGCAGGGCCUCGUCAUUGGCGAGGAAGUAUUUCCCGGUUCCGAAAUUUCUACCGACGCGGAGAUUGAGAGCUUCAUUCGUAACUCGUUCAACACUAUUUGGCAUGCUGCCUGUACUUGUGCAAUGGGAAAGAUCGAUGAUCCUAAUUCCGUCGUGGAUUCCGAAGCAAAAGUGAUCGGAGUGCAGGGUCUUCGCGUUGUCGAUGCGUCGACUUUUCCAUUAUUGCCACCGGGGCAUCCUCAGUCAACCAUCUUCGGGGUUGUCCGAGAUCUCACCUUCGAACACGGGUCCUCAGGCAGAUAG